AUGGACGUAAGAAUAGAUAAUGUAAAAUUACAACAGGUGCACUCCUUUAAAUAUCUGGGAUCUGUAUUGGAACCUAACGGCAGAAAUGAAAUAGAAAUUUCUGAAAGGAUAGGAAAGGCAAACAACUUGUACUAUGCUAUGAGUAAAGGUUUUGUCAAUAAAAAAGAGGUGUAUAAUACAAUAUAUAGACCUAUAUUGACAUAUGGAUGCGAAUCCUGA
Acanthoscelides obtectus is the source of this 219-nucleotide messenger RNA. The record is from the annotation of a GenBank genome assembly. NCBI's taxonomy places the organism in Eukaryota, Metazoa, Arthropoda, Insecta, Coleoptera, Chrysomelidae.